UUGAGGAAGUGAUGUGUUGGCAUUUUAGGGAGAAUUUGUUGCAAGGUACAGCAAAUCCGUCAAAUAUCUAUCUUACAUGUUUGUAGACGGCAGACGGCAACCUGAGAAUGCAGGUUUGAAUAAGCAACACUAUUUCGACUUACUGAGUGAAGGGAGGAUGGGGAAGAAGGAUGCUGCCAGGGCCCCGGUCGAGGAGUACCGUAAACAGAUCGGUAAACAAGACUACAAGAAGACCAAGUCAGCUCUGAAGUUGAUGAGGUUGAAGGCUGAGGCAAAGAAGAGUGCUCCUGGAAUCAGGGAUGUUUUCCUGGUCGUCUUAGCGAUCCUGGUGUUGGUGCUCUGUGUCUACGCUUUCUUCUACCUCAACCUGAGCACUGAGCUGGACCUGGACCUGGACCUGGACUGAAGGAGGAGUGGACCAGGGGUCACGCUGGGCUGGGCUAUUGUCAGGCUCUGUCAACAUGGCAUGGCUCAUUGUCUAUUCUCAGACUCUGUCAACAUGGCUCAUUGACUCAUUCCCUGCCCCCUUGACAUAUCUGGAUGCAAAUUUGAUCCAGGACUAGCUCUCUAGUGGCAACUAGGGCCCUAUCAAAACUGUUAAUCUUUUUCUGCCUGAUUCCGUUUUCUCCAUUUCUUUGUUUCAUCAGGUUCCAUUCUUUUUGCUUUCGCACUCACAUACUUUCAUAUAAUUCAGUUUGGUUCUAAGUCCAGAACAAUGCUUAAACCACAGCAGGAGACCACUUUUGAGGUCUGGGAAAAAAAUAUAUAAAAAAUAAUUUUGGAUGCAAGUGCACACCAGCAAGAGACUGUUGUUUGGUAAGUGAUGAUACUGUAGCGUUCAUGUGAUGGCAGAGUUUGGAAAAACAAAUAGCCACUGGAUUGAUGCAAAUAACCAUGAUAUCAUUCUGCCAGGUAGGCAUAGGCUACUUUUGUAUUUAACAUUUUAAUUGAGAAGGUUUUUGGGAAAGCUUUUCCAUCUACCGGAAGACGGUUGACAUUGCAUUAGCAUCAUCGCUAACGGGAACACAAAGUGGUAGACAAACGAAGUUGAAGGAUUAAUGAAUCACUGGUGCAUUUUGUUCAUGUCUUUAUAAUAAUGUUGGACACUUUAAUGAAUGUUCCACUGAGUUCAAUACAUUUAGUUGAUUUCCUACUCAGUUCAAUACAUUUAGGAAUGUUGUCGGAAUUCCGUUUUAAUGUCUGGAUUCCCGUGAUUCCGUCCGUGUUCUCCGCAACACGGAUGUUCUACAUACAUCUGCCCUGGACAACUUCACCCUACUCCUCUGGGUCACCAUCUGAAGAGUCUUCCUGAUUCCAGAGGAGACUUCACAAUCUCUACCUGGCACUAACAGAAGGAGAGACACGGAAUAUUGUCUUCUAUGUGACACUAAAGACAAUCAGCCUUUUGUAGGAGAUUAUUAUUAUUCUGCAUCAAUCAAUUGAAGUUUUAAGCCGUCUUGGAGAUUACCUUACCUUGAUUGUUCGAAAACACUGGCACUGUCUUUUUCAUUGAUUAUUUUUGUCUUUUUUUAAGGUAAAAAAAAUAAAAACAUUUGGUUUCUUUGC
This is a messenger RNA of Coregonus clupeaformis (lake whitefish), 1566 nucleotides long. It is a transcript of the gene triqk, whose product is annotated as triple QxxK/R motif containing. The transcript has 4 exons. Gene Ontology annotation, cellular component: endoplasmic reticulum membrane. The coding region runs from base 77 to 406 and encodes 109 amino acids. NCBI's taxonomy places the organism in Eukaryota, Metazoa, Chordata, Actinopteri, Salmoniformes, Salmonidae. The record is from RefSeq and is a predicted model, not a curated record.